AUGCAGGUCGAGUCGAGUCGAGUCAAUUCCAUUCGAGAAGGAGACAAGACAACUCUUACCAGGAUCCACCAGACCGUGGAGAAGAGGGGCCAGUGGCAGGGCGGGGGAGCAAUGUCGACUGAGAUGGAGAGCGGCUGUGGUUAUCACCAACAGCACGCCAGGGCCUGGCAGUGCCCAUCAGGUGGCCUGCAGCCACCCAUUCUCCAUUCCCCAGCGCCUUCCCAUUGGCCUGCAGGUGGCCCUUUCACCGAGAAGCAGCCCCCAAAGGAGCCCCUCGUUGCCCCCCUAAGGAAUCCGAAAGUGAGGCGAACGAGCAAGCGAGCCGGCAGGCUGGUAGGUGGCUUGAACACAGCCCACCAUCUCGUGAUCUAUUCCAUCGGCACGACGGACGCCGGGCCCAUCGCGUCGACAUCCACGUCCCUGCGGAUGGAUGUGAGGAUCAAGCAGCAUCUGGCUCAACGUAUCGAUGCGAGCCCGCGACCUUGGCUUUUGCCUGGUUCGCCCGGUUCGCCUGGUUCGCCUGGUCCGCCUUCAGGCAAAACUGAGGACCCCCAGCUUCCAGGUCCUGCCGUGCCGUCCGCUCUGCAUGCCCUCGCGGCCGCCCAUGUGCCUCAACGGUCUUCCAACCAGCCAGUGACAGCCUUCAUCCAGUCCAAGUCCGAGUACGCCACCGUCAUCAUGGCUGACCAAGCCUCGUUCGCCAUCCCGGAGCCCCGCUCAGCUUCGACAUUCAUUGCUAUGGGCGACCGAGGUCUGCAGCUCCCUGCCUCCUCAUUCACAGGCAGCAUGGACGGUCGUCCGCGCCCCCUUGAGCCCGAUCUGAACAGUGGUGGAAUUGUGUUGCCCGCCCCCAUUUCUGGUUUCAUUGAUCCCCUUGGUGAUUUGCAAUCUUCCGCCAUCAAUCGGAAUCCCCAAUCGCCUGAAAACUUUGUGCGGCCUGCGACACGCAACCCGAUCCUAGAUUGGUAUACCUCCCAGGAGAAGCCAUGGGACCCUAUCCAGGGCCGAACUGCACCCUUACCUCGAGCCGGAGACCUACGAGGCGGCAAGUUGAAUUACCGCCCAAGUGGACCCGCCUAUUCCGUCUAUCGAGAAACCCAUGUGCCAUCUGAGUGCGAGACAACGGGCCCCGGCGCACUGCCGUCAGACUCUGGUUACCAUAGUAGGGCCACGCAAAGUGUCUUUAACGGCUCUACUUGCGGGGAUAUCGACCGCAGUGGUGAGAAUGGGAGCAUCUCAAGCCACCUGGCUGGCCUCCAAGUCGAUCGCCCGGCUUUCUCGUCAGAAACCUGGAGACAGGCGUCCUUGCAGGCGACUCCUUUGCCUUUGAGUGUAGAGAGCGGGAACCUGGUGUGCCCGACCUGUCGUCAGAACGUCAAGACAAAGUCUGAGUUGAAAAAGCACAAGCAAAAACACGAGAAGCCCCACCGCUGCGACGUCCCCGGCUGCACACGCACCGAGGGCUUUAGCACACCGAACGAUGUCGAUCGGCACAAGAGAAGCUGCCAUCCCGACCAGGAUGCUAAUGGCAAAUACUAUAGGUGCAUCGUCGACGGUUGCCGCAAAAAGGACAAGAAAUGGCCCAGGGCGGAUAAUUUCAGGCAGCACUUGAAGAGAGUCCAUAUGAUGGAUGCUCGGGAUGAUGAUCUCGAAGCUUAUAUAUACAAAGACAGUCCUCGUGCAGACACCGAAUUCGCUGGCCUGGGAUCCGUAGGGGACGGCUUGCGGAUGGACGCCAGCCAUCCCGGUAGUGCCAUCCAUUCUAGCAAUUGGCCGUUCCUCGAUUUGAGGACAACACUGCAAGCAAUUCAAGAGCAAGCGCCGAGAGACUCCAGCAAUCUAGGCUACCCGGGCCAGCAGAUGGAUCCAUAUCAGGAUGGAAAUGUCACACAACAGCAACUGCACUUCAUGACGUCUAAUGGCACCGACGACCAACUUUCACGAGCUGCAAUGCAAAUUUCUCCAGCUGAUUCAGCAAAUGAAAGCGUGUCCUCACAACUUGAAGACACACAGUCAGAACCGCAAGAACAGGACGCCUUGGAGCAUGUCCAUCGGGCAAGCCCGAACGAGCAGUUCAUCGAAUCGGACUACUUGAACGAUGGUUCCACGCACGAGAGCGAGCUGUGCGAUGAAGAAAUGCCCUCCAUCACACAGGUCGAUCUACAAAUACCGGCUACUGAAGAGCCUAGGCGUAACCCGGAGGACAUUGUGCGGCCCUCUCAGGGCAACAACGAUUCGAUAUCGAGCGAAUCAGAGAGCGGAGAUACCCAAGAAAGUCUAAUUAGGCUGGAGGAUCACGCAUCGCAAGACACUGUGUCUCUAGGCAUGGCGACGACAGCAAGUGUCUCUGACCAACGCAUGUCUGACGAGACAGUCAAUGCCAUGCAAGCACACUACGGCACCGGGCUUGAGCUAUCAACAGAUGGAUCAAGUAUUAUCAACGACAGGAAUAGAGCAUCAGAGUUGAUAAAGGCCCUUGAGAACCAAGGAACUUUGGCAGAACUUCUGGAAGAACUCGGGUAUCACAAGCCGAGAGAAUCGGAAAACAGGACCCUGACAGCCCCCUCACUUCCCAAUGUCAUAGGUGACCUUGGUCAGGUGGUCUGCGACGAGCCGAAUUGUGGCAAAAUCUUUCCGAGGCCUUGUGAGCUCAAACUGGAUUAUUGCCGAGUCGGGCGCGACGGUGAGAGCAGAUUUUGGUGCGGCUUUUGCAAGGCCAUUGUCGAGACGAAGGGGAGGGACCUCAAAGCCGGAAUCGAGCGCUUCAAUCACAUUGAUGAUCAUUAUUCGGGCCGUAAUGCUCCCAGAAUGGACAUCUCCGAAUGGAAGAGCAUGGACCCUGAAUUCCCGACAAAAGAUAUGUCCUCGCCAGGCUCGGGCCGCGACAACCUCAGCGGAUCAUCCCAGGCAGUGUCCGCUCCUUCCACCAGCUCUGCAAACGGUCGCAAGAGAGAGGCCAUUUCCGAAGUACAGCAACCGAGGUCUCGCAAACGGCAACGGGCUGCCCAAGAGACAAUGUGGUUUUGCCCAUCUCAGAUGCAGCAAUUGCAGGGUCCACUCCGUUCCCCCAGAGCAACGAUUCGGGGCAUGAAUGAUGACUGUCUCACUGGCAUGGAAGAGACCCAGGCUCUUGAUUGGGCUACGUAA
This is a messenger RNA of Diaporthe amygdali, 3147 nucleotides long. RefSeq names its product C2H2 type zinc finger domain-containing protein. The record is from RefSeq and is a predicted model, not a curated record. The transcript has 10 exons. The coding region runs from base 1 to 3147 and encodes 1048 amino acids. Lineage: Eukaryota; Fungi; Ascomycota; Sordariomycetes; Diaporthales; Diaporthaceae.